UCACUUGUGCAGUUCCUCCCUUGUACAGCGGAUGCUUGUCGUGGUUGCCCAAGUUGCCAAUGUGUUUCUUGGGAUUCCGGCCUUGCAGUAGUAAACAUCAUUUUACCACUCUUUGACCUCCAUCUUACAUCCACCUCAACAUCCAUCACAUUACACCCUCAUCACUCUAUCAAUACCCAUCAAUGCGUCUGUGAUUCUCUCUUCUUCUUCCGAUAUUUCCUGCUCCCUCCCUCAAACCGGCCUUCAGCUGUCGUCGUGACAUCUGGGUCAUCCCAAAAUGGAGAGCUUCGUAAAUCGCUUAGACCCUGUGCUUCAGGCAAGGGGUUUGGCGCCUAAAGGAGGGAGAAUCCGAACCAGAGCCAUUAUAUCUUACGUGAUCGACUACCUAAUCAUCAUAGCCUUGGCAGUCGUCUACGCCAUUCUCGAUGUCAUCGUCACCCCAUUUUCACAGCCAUUUUCCCUCAACAAUGCUUCGUUACAGUAUCCCUACGCAGACCCAGAGCGUAUCCCAAUAUGGAUGGCUCUAGUGAUUUCAGGCGUAUUUCCCGGCAUCACCAUCGCCGUUUACACUCUCUUCCUUGAUGGGUUAUUCUCCCAUCACCGCCGUACUACUCGGACUAGAUCCAAAUAUACCUUCUGGGAUCGUCUCUGGGAGCUUAACUGCGGCUGGCUUGGUCUCCUUCUCGCUCAAGGUACCGCCUUUGUCGUAACCGGCUCGCUCAAGAACCUCAUUGGCAAGCCUCGACCUGAUAUCAUCGCUCGUUGUAAACCAGACCAGGAAUUGGUGAACGCUCUCGCCCAAUUUACUUUGGCCACCAAGGCCCUUUGCACAGAGACAGACAGUCAUAUCAUGCAGGAUGGUUUCCGCUCCUUCCCCUCUGGACACUCCUCCAGCAGUUUCGCCGGUCUUUUCUACCUAUCUCUGUACCUCGCCGCCAAGCUCCAUGUCUUGGAUCAAAAGGGAGAGGUUUGGAGGACUUUCAUCGUCCUAAUCCCCACUCUGGCCGCCGCAUGCGUUGCUGGCUCACGCAUCAUGGACGCACGCCAUCACCCAUUCGACGUCAUCUUUGGCUCUGCUCUUGGUAUUUUGUGCGCCUGGGGCAGCUAUCGUCAAUACUUUCCACCCGUCAGCCACGUCUGGGAGAAGGGUCGAGCAUAUCCCAUGCGCCAAUGGGGUGCACCAGUACGGAGACCCGUUCCGGGCAAGGUCCUGGUCGAUAGCGAGACCCUGGAAGUCCUCGAUGAUCGUGUGCCCCCCAGCGACGACCAGAUGGACGAGUCACGCUAUGAGCUCAACUACAACCCCAAUCUAUCCAAUAUGCCCCGUAGUGGCAAACAAGAGUAUCCUGCUACGUAUCCGAGUCGCUCCGAUGUCGAUCUUGAGACCGGUUAUCCGUCACAGACCACCUCUCGGUCGGAUACUUUUGCCUCGGUCAUGGCACCACAACCUUUGAACCCGUCAAGUACGGGGAACAUGUUUCGAGAUCAAGUAGAACAGAAUCGACGUGUCAGGGCCCCCAUAUCUGGAGCCAGCCCUGAGCGAGGCGAUACUGAACACGAGCCACUACAAAGAGGUCGGAUUUAGCCCGGCAUUUUCACGCCGGUGCAAAUCAGGUCAAUAUCCGGCAUCGCCUGUGUACAAGAUGCAGCAAAAUCAUUUGUGAAUACCACGAGGCCUGCUAAUCUCGACCUCAAGUCUCCUCUCGGAUAGGGCCGGCAGAGACAUGAGCGUCGAGCGGGUCUUUACCACGACAUGUGAGAGACGAAUUGGGGCUUUGCGUAAACGGGCGUUUUUUGGGUCAAACGGGAACAGGAUGUUUAGGAAACGUGCCAAAAGUUUCACCUGGACAGGAACUUGAUGUCUCAUAGAAUCAUAUCAUAUCUGAUGUGGCGUUCUUGAUUUUCUUUCUAAACACCAUUUCCCUUCAGGCAGGUCGAUGGAAAAAUAUAAUUUCAAUCAAUCUCAAG
Exophiala mesophila is the source of this 1968-nucleotide messenger RNA. RefSeq lists its product as uncharacterized. Gene Ontology annotation, molecular function: phosphatidate phosphatase activity. Gene Ontology annotation, biological process: phospholipid metabolic process. Lineage: Eukaryota; Fungi; Ascomycota; Eurotiomycetes; Chaetothyriales; Herpotrichiellaceae. The record is from RefSeq and is a predicted model, not a curated record. The transcript has 3 exons. Bases 278 to 1585 code for a protein of 435 amino acids.